AUGAAUGAAAGAACCAAGUCUCCUUACACAGUUGUUGCACAUGAUGUUUCGACUAAGGCCACCAUACACACGGGCCCAGAAGAAGAGAAAAGUAAACUUGAGGCACUUGAAGACAGGCUGAAAGCCAUAGAAGGGAUUGAAAGUUACGGGUUUGGUGACGUGGCAAGGUUGAGUCUGGCCCCAGGAGUGACGAUUCCGCACAAGUUCAAGGUGCCGGAAUUUGAAAAGUACAAGGGUAACACAUGCCCUAAGAAUCAUUUAACCAUGUAUUGUCGAAAAAUGGCUGCUUAUGCUCAUGAUGAUAAAUUACUCAUUCAUUUCUUCCAAGAUAGUUUGGCUGAUGCGGCAUUGAGUUGGUACACGCAUCUGGAAUCCUCCCAUAUUCGUUCUUGGGCAGAUUUGGCGGAUGCCUUUGUAAGGCAGUACAAAUACAACAUGCAUGUCGCGCCAGACAGGUUACAAUUACACCACAAGUCGAAGAAAGAGGAAAAGUCUUUUAAGGAAUUUGCACAACGAUGGAGAGAGUUGGCAGUGCAGGUUGAGCCACCUCUAUAUGACAAGGAGAUGGUUGAAAUGUUUGUUAGCACAGUACAACCACCUUUUUAUGAGCAUAUGAUCGGAAAUGUGUCUUCCAAUUUUGCUGAUAUCAUUAUCAUAGGCAAAAGAAUCGAGAUUGGACUGAAAAGUGGGAAAAUUACGUCUCAAGCCACCAUUCCGAAGAAAUUUGUUUUUAACUCGGAAAAAGAGAAGGAAAGGGGAGUGCAUGCAACAUCAGCAAUACCCAUGUGGAGAGGUCAUGCGCCCACUCAUAACUAUCGACCAAUCCCGAGUUACCCUCCUUAUAACGUUGGUCAAAGUGCUCAUCCUAAGAGGAACCCAGAGAAAAAUUUCACUCUCAUUCCUAUGACAUAUACAGAACUAUUACCUCAUCUCCUUAAGAAGGGUCUGGCCGCUAUUCGCCCAAUGAAACCCUUACAACCUCCAUACCCUAAAAGUUUUGAUGCAAAUGCGAGGUGCGAUUUUCACGAGGGAGCCGUCGGCCACUCGACAGAAAUGUGCACAUCCCUUAAAUUCAAAGUACAAUCUUUAAUUGAUGCAGGAUGGUUGAAGUUCCAAGAGGACAAACCUAGUGUUGAGGUCAAUCCCCUUGCCGAGCAUGGAAGUACCUAA
Molecule: messenger RNA, 1170 nt
Organism: Vigna radiata var. radiata (mung bean)
Lineage: Eukaryota; Viridiplantae; Streptophyta; Magnoliopsida; Fabales; Fabaceae
Exons: 2
Coding region: 1-1170 (389 amino acids)
Source: RefSeq, a predicted model, not a curated record